AUGGAUGACGACGCCAUCAUCCCCAGUCCCCCUCCUUCUCCUUUCCUGGCCCCCAUUCCCAACCUCAUGGGGAGCGACUAUUCUCCAGCUUCCCUGGAGAUCGACAUGUAUGAGGUGGAUGCAAGACAUCCUGCAAUGGAGGUGAUGACUCCAGAGCAUCAAGCAGCAUGGGAGGCUGAGCUGGCUCGCUCUCCCACUCCUCCUCCUACAGCUGACGAGGUCAUCAAUGUGGUCUUGGACACCCAUCAACCAGGCACCCCUGUUUACUGGCUGGAGGUUCAGCCAUUAACACCCCCUCCUCACUGGGUAGAUCAUCAAACUCCUCCCCCUCCUCCUCCUGACUGA
Molecule: messenger RNA, 345 nt
Organism: Ustilago hordei
Lineage: Eukaryota; Fungi; Basidiomycota; Ustilaginomycetes; Ustilaginales; Ustilaginaceae
Exons: 1
Coding region: 1-345 (114 amino acids)
Source: RefSeq, a predicted model, not a curated record